GUUGUACGUUUUUAAUAUCAUAUCAUAAAGAUACCUGCUCUUGUUUGCCUUUCUCUAAUUGCUUUGCGAAUAUUCUCUUGAUAACUCUAUUCUAGAACAAAAGAUGAAAUUUAAAAUAACACUUCUGUCCCACUCUUAUGCCCAUAUUAAAAAUGGCGACCGCCGCCUUCCGCAGCAAUAGUUCCUCUACGAAAAAAGAUCCGGGCAGAAACAGGGCUGGGCAGGUGCAGCAGAGUAGAGCUGGGGUUGCUUUACAGAGGCUCUUGGAAGUUACGAGCGCGGCUCAAGUUAGAGCUGUUGAGUUUUGCUUAGGCUGGUGUGGCGAGAGGCCAGUCCUUAUCGCGGAGACCUAAAGACUGCCGUCCAGCUUGUUAGCUGAAGAGGUAGCGGAGCCGGGCCGCUGACUGGUCACUAUGUGGGCCUUACCGGAGUUGCCUAUACCGCUGCUAGUGAAUUUGGUCGGCUCUCUCCUGGGCUUUGUGGCCACACUCACCCUCAUCCCAGCCUUCCGUGGCCACUUCAUCGCCGCGCGCCUCUGUGGUCAGGACCUCAACAAAUCCAGCCGGCAACAGAUCCCAGAGUCCCAGGGAGUGAUCAGCGGUGCUGUUUUCCUUAUCAUCCUCUUCUGCUUCAUUCCUUUCCCCUUCCUGAACUGCUUUGUGAAGGAGCAGUGUAAAGCAUUCCCUCACCAUGAAUUUGUGGCCCUGAUAGGUGCCCUCCUUGCCAUCUGCUGCAUGAUUUUCCUGGGCUUUGCGGAUGAUGUACUGAACCUACGCUGGCGCCAUAAGCUGCUGCUGCCCACAGCUGCCUCGCUACCUCUUCUCAUGGUCUAUUUCACCAACUUUGGCAAUACAACCAUUGUGGUACCCAAGCCCUUCCGUCCAAUUCUUGGCUUGCAUCUGGACUUGGGAAUCCUGUACUAUGUCUACAUGGGGCUGCUGGCAGUGUUCUGUACCAAUGCCAUCAAUAUCUUAGCAGGAAUUAAUGGCCUAGAGGCUGGCCAGUCACUUGUCAUUUCUGCUUCCAUCAUUGUCUUCAACCUGGUGGAGCUGGAAGGUGAUUAUCGAGAUGAUCAUGUCUUUUCCUUGUACUUCAUGAUACCCUUUUUUUUCACCACUUUGGGAUUGCUCUACCAUAACUGGUACCCAUCACGGGUGUUUGUGGGAGAUACCUUCUGUUACUUUGCUGGCAUGACCUUUGCCGUGGUGGGCAUCUUGGGACACUUCAGCAAGACCAUGCUACUCUUCUUCAUGCCCCAGGUGUUCAACUUCCUCUACUCACUGCCUCAGCUCCUGCAUAUCAUCCCCUGCCCUCGCCACCGUGUGCCCAGACUCAAUAUCAAGACAGGCAAACUGGAGAUGAGCUAUUCCAAGUUCAAGACCAAGAGCCUCUCUUUUUUGGGCACCUUUAUUCUAAAGGUAGCAGAGAGCCUCAGGCUAGUGACAGUACGCCAGAGUGAGAGUGAGGACGGUGAAUUCACUGAGUGUAACAACAUGACCCUCAUCAACUUGCUACUUAAAGUGUUUGGACCCAUACAUGAGAAAAACCUCACAUUGCUCCUUCUGCUGCUGCAGAUCCUGGGCAGUGUCAUCACCUUCUCCAUUCGAUACCAGCUUGUCCGACUCUUCUAUGAUGUCUGAGUCUCCUGAUCAUUGUCCUUUACUUCAGUCUCUAGGAUUCCUCUGUCGGCACCAAGACUGUCUUCUGACCCAGGACUUUCCUGCCCUUCAUAUGCCCCCUGAUUUUGUUCUCAGCAUUUUCCUUCCGCCAUGAUUAUUGACAUUCUGGGCCUUUCUUGCCCACUAAUAACUACUGAUUGAACUUUGCCUAUGGCUUUCUCCAACUUGCCACUUUCUCCCUCUCUGUCCCAUUUUUUGAAGCCUCACAAGGUGGGAUGCAGCAGCUUUUAUGUAGUUAUCCACAACUCAAAAUUUCAUAGUCCUGAUUCUUAAGGAGAUGCUGGGCCUUGGGAUAGAACCUGGCGCUAGGGACACAGGCUUCAAGGUCACUUGACUUUUGACUAUAAAUUAAGGGUUUUGAUUAGUAAGAACAGACUAGGGGGCCAGGUGCUCUCAAUGGUGACAAUAAAGUGUUGUCUUUUUCUUAUU
This is a messenger RNA of Nycticebus coucang (slow loris), 2108 nucleotides long. It is a transcript of the gene DPAGT1, whose product is annotated as dolichyl-phosphate N-acetylglucosaminephosphotransferase 1. NCBI's taxonomy places the organism in Eukaryota, Metazoa, Chordata, Mammalia, Primates, Lorisidae. The transcript is spliced from 9 exons. Gene Ontology annotation, molecular function: UDP-N-acetylglucosamine-dolichyl-phosphate N-acetylglucosaminephosphotransferase activity. The record is from RefSeq and is a predicted model, not a curated record. The coding region runs from base 414 to 1640 and encodes 408 amino acids. Gene Ontology annotation, biological process: protein N-linked glycosylation; dolichol-linked oligosaccharide biosynthetic process. Gene Ontology annotation, cellular component: membrane.